Ziziphus jujuba (common jujube) is the source of this 4412-nucleotide messenger RNA. RefSeq lists its product as uncharacterized. Bases 1693 to 2916 code for a protein of 407 amino acids. Gene Ontology annotation, molecular function: nucleic acid binding; zinc ion binding. The record is from RefSeq and is a predicted model, not a curated record. Lineage: Eukaryota; Viridiplantae; Streptophyta; Magnoliopsida; Rosales; Rhamnaceae. The transcript is spliced from 2 exons.
UUCAAAUUAAUUUUGGGAAUUUAAUUGGUGAAUAUAUAAUGUGUGAUUUAAAUAAUUGGAAUUUAAUUUCUAUGUGCCAAAUAUUUAUUUGAAUUAUUGUGGAAUUAUUUGUGAAUUUAUCGGAUUUAAGAAAAUGUGUAUUUCACCAAUUUAUGCCAUGUGGAACUAUUUUAUGGUUUUGAGGAUUUUGAAAUUGGUGUGGUUUUAAUGGUAAAUUGGGCACGAUUCGAUUUUCAAAUAUUUCAAGGAAAAUAUUUGGUUAUGUUGGUGAUUUCAAUUUUUAUGAAAUAUGCCCAUAAAAUAUUAUGGGAUUUGAUUAUGAUAUUUCGAGAAAUUAUUUAUGCUUGGAAAAAAUGUGGAUAUUUGAAUUGAUGGAUUUGGGAGUUGGUGGAUUUGAAAAUCAUGGGAUUUAUGGUAUUAAUUAUAAGGAAAUUGUGGAGAAUUUCCCGGUUCAACCGGAUGGAUUAUGCCCGCUAUGUUUAUGAAAAAUGUGAAAUUUGUUUUAUAAUUUAAAUUGUGGAUUUUAUGAUUUUUAGAUGCACCGUGCACGUACUGGUGUUCUGAUUAUGUGAUAUGGUAUAUGUGAUAUGGAUAUUGUGCACACGGAUAUGAUUAGCGCGCAGGUGGGUGUGAGUAGCGCGCGGUUGAUAUUAUGAGGGUGUCCUGUGGAUGCCAUCGGAGAGGGCGGCCACCCCCCAUUGGCCGGGACACCAGGUUAGCAGCGGCGCAGUGGGACGCCACGCGACCGUAUGCCGGUUUCUUUCUAUAACCUCCUGUCUGGCGGUACCUUGGGACGCUGGGUACUGUUGGCGCCACUGGUAUAUAGUGGGUGCAUCAAAUGAUUUUCAGAACUGUGUUUUAAAAAUAAAAUGUUAAUGAAAAAUAUAAUUGUUACCGCUUCUGGUAUUUAAUUGAUGUCUUGGUUUUCGGGAAAUAUGAAUAAAGGGUUUUGUGAAAAUGUUUUAAAAGGGGAAUCUUUCCAACUGAGAGAAUUGUAAGGGUUUUGAGAGACAUUAUUAUUUCCAAAUAAUUAUUAUUUAUAUACCUAUUACCGUGGUAUGAUAGUGUAGAGUAGUAGGGUCGCUCACUGAGAUGAUUAGCAUCUCACACUCUUAAAUUCCGUUCCUCUAGGUACCAGGUUGUCGGUGUUCACUCGGAGCGGACUCGAUCUUCCUCGCUGUACUUGUUCGUGCAGUACCUUGUUCUUCUUUUACUGCAGUUGUAAUAUUUCGUUCACUUUUGCUGUAUUCUGUAUUUUGUAGUACUUCAUAAAGCUCUGUAUACUGUAUGGGACACUUAUGUAUUUGUAUUGCACUGGAUUACUGUAUUUUUAUUUUGGAGUGCUGAAAUUUGUGGAACCAGUUCGUCGUACUGUGGGAGGAAUAAGGGAACAAUUAUAGAAGUGUGUUUUCAGUGCAGGAAAUUUUGUGGUAAGUUCAUCCCUUAGGGGAGGUUCUGCCGGAUCUUCCACAGAAGGGUCCGGUAGGGUUUCCCUGGGAUCAGGGCUUGUCUAGGGUUCCGGUGGGGAACUUUGGACGGGUCCUGACAGUUGGUAUCAGAGCAUAGGUUCUUGUAAUCCUAAGGGACUGUGCAUUGCUGUACAGCCCAUCCGUAAAUUCCUUCCUUUUGUAAUCGUGCUUAAGUGUCCCUGUUUCUAAACUCUUGUUUGUUUCUUCAGUUUAAUCGACUACGAUGAGUCGGCGGGACACACGUAGAACUCGGGAACGCUCGGCUGAGAGUUCCGGGAGUCGAUCAAGCCUUAGAGAUCUGGUCUCUCAGCUAACUAGAGCCUUAGGAGGUUCAAGCUCUAGUAACCGAUCCGUGGAUCAGGCUCGACGUUUAGGAGCCGUGGAGUUCGAUGGAAGCCAAGGCCCAGCUGCAGCCUUGAAGUGGCUAUCCAGCAUGGAGAAAAUCUUGGAAGAGGGGAUGCAGUGCCCCGAUGAGGAUAUGGUGAGGAUUUCUGGGUUCAUGUUAGAGGGAGACGCCCGGAAGUGGUGGCAAAUGGAGAAGACCCGCAGAAGGCAUACGUGGGACCAGUUCAAGAUUGCCUUCUCUACUGAGUUCUGUCCUCCUGCCUACCGUGAGGCGAGAAGGAGAGAGUUCGAGGGACUGCGCCAGGGAAACAUGACGGUGACAGAGUACGAGAGGAGGUUCCGGGAGCUGUCAGAGUUCUGCAUGCACUUGAUUCCCGACGAUCACACGAAGAAGCUGAGGUUCAUAGACGGAUUGAAAGAGAGCAUCGGCUACACCCUUUCUGGAUCAGUACAUCCCACCUAUCAGUCCGCCAGGGAUGCAGCGCUCGAGCUAGAGAGACAGGAGGAGAUACACAGACCCUCGAGGCGCAGACCGUUCGAAGGUUCGUAUAGCGGGGUACCUCGACAGGGGGCAUCUAAGAAGAGUCAUAGUUCAGGCUCAGACAGUGGUGGGUUCAGCCCUCGAGGCAGAUUUCAGAGGAGAGGCGGCUAUCGUAUGCCCCAACCAGCGCGCCAUUCCAUCAGCGGCGGCACGAGCUCAUAUCAGCACUCUGGGUUUAGCCCCAAGCCAUUCUGCAGACGUUGCAAUAGAGCACACCAUGGGAUUUGCCAGUUUGAGGGUGUGUGCUUUCAGUGUGGACAGGCGGGACAUAUUAAGAGAAAUUGCCCUUAUGGAGAGGCGGGAGUGUUAGGGGUGAGCCCACCAUCACAUCAGGCCAGUGGAUCGCGGGGUCAGAGUUCCCGAGGGAGUUAUGCAGUAGGAGGUUCAUCGGGAUCAGUCCCACAGCCUGUUGGACCGAGCAGGGGUAGAGGACGGAGGCCCCAGCAGACAGGGCAGGGUCGAGUGUUUGCGAUGACGCAGCAGGAGGCCCUAGCUACACCGGACGUCGUGGCAGGUGCACGUGCAAGUAGCGGAGUCGAUCCUGCGGAGGAUCUUGAUUGAGAUACGUGCACAAGGUGAGUGACCCACCUUCAAAUUAAUUUUGGGAAUUUAAUUGGUGAAUAUAUAAUGUGUGAUUUAAAUAAUUGGAAUUUAAUUUCUAUGUGCCAAAUAUUUAUUUGAAUUAUUGUGGAAUUAUUUGUGAAUUUAUCGGAUUUAAGAAAAUGUGUAUUUCACCAAUUUAUGCCAUGUGGAACUAUUUUAUGGUUUUGAGGAUUUUGAAAUUGGUGUGGUUUUAAUGGUAAAUUGGGCACGAUUCGAUUUUCAAAUAUUUCAAGGAAAAUAUUUGGUUAUGUUGGUGAUUUCAAUUUUUAUGAAAUAUGCCCAUAAAAUAUUAUGGGAUUUGAUUAUGAUAUUUCGAGAAAUUAUUUAUGCUUGGAAAAAAUGUGGAUAUUUGAAUUGAUGGAUUUGGGAGUUGGUGGAUUUGAAAAUCAUGGGAUUUAUGGUAUUAAUUAUAAGGAAAUUGUGGAGAAUUUCCCGGUUCAACCGGAUGGAUUAUGCCCGCUAUGUUUAUGAAAAAUGUGAAAUUUGUUUUAUAAUUUAAAUUGUGGAUUUUAUGAUUUUUAGAUGCACCGUGCACGUACUGGUGUUCUGAUUAUGUGAUAUGGUAUAUGUGAUAUGGAUAUUGUGCACACGGAUAUGAUUAGCGCGCAGGUGGGUGUGAGUAGCGCGCGGUUGAUAUUAUGAGGGUGUCCUGUGGAUGCCAUCGGAGAGGGCGGCCACCCCCCAUUGGCCGGGACACCAGGUUAGCAGCGGCGCAGUGGGACGCCACGCGACCGUAUGCCGGUUUCUUUCUAUAACCUCCUGUCUGGCGGUACCUUGGGACGCUGGGUACUGUUGGCGCCACUGGUAUAUAGUGGGUGCAUCAAAUGAUUUUCAGAACUGUGUUUUAAAAAUAAAAUGUUAAUGAAAAAUAUAAUUGUUACCGCUUCUGGUAUUUAAUUGAUGUCUUGGUUUUCGGGAAAUAUGAAUAAAGGGUUUUGUGAAAAUGUUUUAAAAGGGGAAUCUUUCCAACUGAGAGAAUUGUAAGGGUUUUGAGAGACAUUAUUAUUUCCAAAUAAUUAUUAUUUAUAUACCUAUUACCGUGGUAUGAUAGUGUAGAGUAGUAGGGUCGCUCACUGAGAUGAUUAGCAUCUCACACUCUUAAAUUCCGUUCCUCUAGGUACCAGGUUGUCGGUGUUCACUCGGAGCGGACUCGAUCUUCCUCGCUGUACUUGUUCGUGCAGUACCUUGUUCUUCUUUUACUGCAGUUGUAAUAUUUCGUUCACUUUUGCUGUAUUCUGUAUUUUGUAGUACUUCAUAAAGCUCUGUAUACUGUAUGGGACACUUAUGUAUUUGUAUUGCACUGGAUUACUGUAUUUUUAUUUUGGAGUGCUGAAAUUUGUGGAACCAGUUCGUCGUACUGUGGGAGGAAUAAGGGAACAAUUAUAGAAGUGUGUUUUCAGUGCAGGAAAUUUUGUGGUAAGUUCAUCCCUUAGGGGAGGUUCUGCCGGAUCUUC